AAAGACUUCCAGCACUCCAUUUUCUUUAUCAACUGGAGGAGAUAUCAGCAGUUUGUGUGCCUAACAUUUUGAAGGUCAUGCCGCAGUAUCUUUCUCUCUCACACAUACACACAAACUGAAAACCGAAUGUUCAGCCAAGCAGAAAAGAUUAUAAAAGUAAACAAAAUAUGAGCAGUGGUUAACUGCGUUUCUGUGAAGCAGUGAGCUAAUGACUUUGCAGCUUCCUCUAACCAGCCGUCUUUAUUUUGAUCUUUUCUCACUCAUCUCCUGACUAAUUUCAUGAUGUGGUCUUCGAAAACCUGGCAGAAGAUAAGUGCCUCUGAUUGGUCCAACCUGACCCUUCAUCUGGAGGGGUCCCUGACCAGUGCUUUGGGUCACUAUCUUGACAACUGGAGGCGUAACGUGACAGCUGCAGCCAACGCUCUAGACAAGACACUGGCUGAGGAGAACUUCAGGGACGUCAUCUGGUAUCUGGCGGUGAUGAUCGGCUUAUUUGCCUUCAUUAUUGUGGCCAUCCUGGUGAGCACCGUCAAAUCCAAGAGGAGGGAGCACUCGAAUGACCCCUACCACCAAUACAUCGAGGAGGACUGGACUGCUCGGUUACAGCAGGGCGGGGUUAUAACUAACUUCGGAGUUUAAUAAUGCACACAGAUACGUAACUCACAGCAAAUCAUCAUCAUCAUCAGUUACAGAAGCAGCAGGGCAACAUACUGCAUGUCUUUUCUAUUGCAACAGAAUAAUAAAGUCCACUUGAUUAUCUAA
Seriola aureovittata is the source of this 762-nucleotide messenger RNA. RefSeq names its product potassium voltage-gated channel subfamily E member 2-like. The transcript has 2 exons. Bases 280 to 639 code for a protein of 119 amino acids. Gene Ontology annotation, molecular function: potassium channel regulator activity; delayed rectifier potassium channel activity; transmembrane transporter binding. Lineage: Eukaryota; Metazoa; Chordata; Actinopteri; Carangiformes; Carangidae. The record is from RefSeq and is a predicted model, not a curated record. Gene Ontology annotation, biological process: regulation of heart rate by cardiac conduction; membrane repolarization during action potential; regulation of ventricular cardiac muscle cell membrane repolarization. Gene Ontology annotation, cellular component: membrane.